AUGACUCAAGCAGCAAAACAAAUUCUUCGUCAAAAAUUGCGUCAUGUACUCAAAACAAUGUCUAAUGAAGAUCGUAUCUAUCAAUCGAAUAUAGUUACUAAUUAUCUUCUACAUCAUCCAAAAUAUCAAUCAUCUCGUGCAAUAUCUAUUUAUGUUCAUAUGAAUACUGAAAUAUCCACUCGUGAUAUAAUUCAACAUGCAUUCCAAUCUGAUAAACAUGUUUUCGUACCACGUUAUGAUUUAACAUCAAUGGAUAUGGUACGUAUUUAUUCAUUAGAUGAUCUUGAUUCAUUACCUGUCACAAAAUGGAAUAUUCGACAACCAUCUUUAGAUGAUAAAAAUCGUGAAAUAGCAACUAAUAAUAUUGAUCUUAUUAUUGUACCUGGUUUAGGAUUUUCAUUAGAUGGUUCACGUCUUGGACAUGGUAAAGGUUAUUAUGAUAAAUAUUUAAAUUCAUUAAAUGGAAAGUUUUAUACUAUUGGAUUAGCAUAUCGUCAACAAAUUCUUGAAAAUAAUAGUAUACCAAUGGAUUCAGAGGAUGUUCGUAUAAAUGAAAUAUUAGUUUCAAAAGAAGCAUAA
Rotaria sp. Silwood1 is the source of this 579-nucleotide messenger RNA. The record is from the annotation of a GenBank genome assembly. NCBI's taxonomy places the organism in Eukaryota, Metazoa, Rotifera, Eurotatoria, Philodinida, Philodinidae.